GCUGCCGCCGGUGCUGGGGCCGGGAGCUCCCAGGGCCAGGGGGCGUGAAUAACAAGAAAGGUGAUAAGGGGGUUGAGCCCCCGGCCAAAAAGCAGAAGGUUGACUCCGGCAAACAACCCGCCACCGAUGCCGACAUCAUUGUGGAUGAUGUUGUUGUCCCCCCAUCGCCCCGGAGGCACGACAAUGAGGCCUUCUUCUGCCGGGAGAAGCUAGAGGCAGUCGUGUCGAAGGGGAGCUAUGUGCUGGAUGCCACCCUUUGUCCCUCGGCGUUAAUCAGCCAGAUCAUGCCUUCGGCUGAUAGACUAGCCCUCGCCCGGAUGGGUGAUGAGGCCCUCAAUCAAAAGGUCCUCCAGAAUAGUGCCUCCGAUCUCAUGGGACUUUGUGAGCAGCUCCGGAGGGUUGGUCAGCUACGGGAAGCCAAGGUUGCUGGAGAUGGGGAGAUAGUCAGCCUCAGGAGAAAGCUGG
Molecule: messenger RNA, 465 nt
Organism: Cuscuta europaea
Lineage: Eukaryota; Viridiplantae; Streptophyta; Magnoliopsida; Solanales; Convolvulaceae
Source: the annotation of a GenBank genome assembly